Molecule: messenger RNA, 717 nt
Organism: Suillus bovinus
Lineage: Eukaryota; Fungi; Basidiomycota; Agaricomycetes; Boletales; Suillaceae
Exons: 1
Coding region: 1-717 (238 amino acids)
Source: RefSeq, a predicted model, not a curated record
AUGCUACCCGCACUCUUGGAGGUUGUAGCUGAGACAGACUCAGACCAUGUUUCUGAUUCUGAUGAGGCCACAAGUGAACCUCCAACAUCGUCAGCAACAGCUGAAACAUUGCAUAAUGAACCUACCAGCACAACACAAACUCUCGUCAGUAGUAUUCCACCUAGCAACAGCGGCAAGGCAGAGUCAUAUUGCCUCGUUGACUUUCCACCCAUUUUGCCCUGGAACGCAUCUCGGAAAGCUUAUAUUGUUGGCUACCAUGCCCUCCGUGAUUGGGCAGAGAAGGCAAAACAGCAGAUGGAGGCCGACUAUGCCAUGAAGAAGUUGAUGGAAGCCGAAAACGGAUGGUUGCGACGGCAGUUGUUUGGGCAGAAGCAGAAUGGCCUGCAGAGGGAAGGUGGCUCAGGCUCUCGCCACAUGACCUGUGAUGAUAUGCUCGAUGCCCUUGCAAAAGCUGACUGGACUGCGAACAUCAAGGUUGUUCACACCGAGGCUGCAAAAAAGUUCAGAGGAAUUCGGCAGGUAAUACGAGAUCUGUCACGAGUACCUUUAACAAACCAUUAUUCUUUCUUGAAUCUUCCUAAGCGCCAAUACACAGCGCCUAAGUCAAACCCUAACCCUACCCUGAAAGCGUCUACCAGUUCAAAGAUUCCUUUAGCGCCCACGACACGUGUCUUCGAUGUGACUGAUGAAGAAGAUGAGUUCUUUGAUUGUGAAUAG